GAAAGCCAAGUGCCAACUGAAAGCUGUAAAAUGGCGAACUUACUACCUCGUUCUUUUGGUCUUGUGGAAAAAGCCAUUUUUAAAAAUGGUUCAAAGGCACUGGCAGUGUCACCAUAUAACAAUUCACCAAAUAAACAGCAAGUUCGUCACCUAAAUGUGCAUGAGUAUGUCAGUUAUACACUACUCAGGGACCAUGGCAUCCCGGUGCCAAAGUUCCAUGUCGCUAAGACCCAGGACGAGGCAGUCAAGUUUGCCAAAGAACUAAACACUCAAGACAUAGUGCUCAAGGCUCAGGUACUUGCUGGUGGCAGGGGCAAAGGUGCAUUCAAAAAUGGACUCAAAGGUGGAGUUCGCAUGGUUGAUACCCCUGAAGUUGCUGGUGAGAUAGUCGGCAAGAUGCUGAAGCAAUACCUGGUAACGAAACAGACUGGUGCUGCUGGUCGUAUCUGUAACAUGGUCAUGGUUACCGAAAGGAAAUUCCCCCGCAGAGAAUACUACAUCGCCAUCAUGAUGGAACGUAGUUUCAAUGGUCCAGUGAUAAUCGCGUCAUCCCAGGGCGGUGUGAACAUCGAGGACGUGGCCGCAGAGAACCCGGACGCGAUCACGUACGAGCCCAUCGACAUUGUCACCGGCAUCACAGAUGACCAAAUCUGCAGGGUCAUCAAGAAGAUCGGACUUGACGCACACGCUGAAGAAGCAUCGGGAAUGAUUCAGAGAAUGUAUGACCUAUUCAAGAAGAAGGAUGCCCUACUUAUUGAGGUGAACCCUUAUGCCGAGGACGCUCUUACUGGCCAAUUCUUCUGUUUGGAUGCUAAAUUCCGUUUCGACGACAACGCCCAGUUCAGACAGAAGGAGCUGUUCGAACUCCGGGAUAUAUCGCAGGAGGAUCCCAAGGAGAUUGAAGCCGCCAAAUUCGACUUGAACUACAUCGCUCUUGAUGGUAACAUCGGGUGCAUGGUGAACGGCGCGGGUCUGGCGAUGGCGACGAUGGACAUCAUCAAGCUGUACGGCGGCGACCCCGCCAACUUUCUUGACGUCGGCGGCGGCGCCACCGCGCAGGCCGUGUCGGAGGCAUUUAAAAUUAUCCUGUCCGACCCCAAAGUGACGGCGAUCCUGGUGAACAUAUUCGGCGGCAUCAUGCGGUGUGACGUCAUCGCGGAGGGCAUCAUCAACGCCGCCAAGAACCUCAACAUACAGAUACCCGUCAUUGUCAGAUUACAGGGUACCAAAGUGAACGAGGCGCGCAAGUUGAUCGCCGACUCCGGUCUGCGCAUCGUGCCGCGCGACGACCUCGACGAGGCCGCUAAACUCGUCGUCCAACUGUCGGAGAUCGUCGCACUCGCCAAGAAGGCCGAAGUCGACGUCAAAUUCGACAUACCCAAGUACAUGCUCGAGAAGUAAACAGUAUUUCAAUGUAGCAAUGCGUGGCAAGGGUGGGCUUACAUUACUCCAGUAACUUUAGAGAGCAAGUGAGUUAUAAUAUAUCACUUGUAUUAAUCUCUACAUAAACGAGUUAUAUUGAACGGUAUGUGGACUAUGUCCUUGUCAACAUUAAUAAGCUACAAUAGAUCACCUGUACUUUGACCGUGGCACUGUUCGUGAUAUCAACAUGUGAGAUAUGAAACCCGGUUGUGUAAUAACGUCGGGUUAAGUUCAACUAAGCAAUAAGUACGUUGUGCGCGUAUUUGUGUCACUUUUUAUGGCCGGUUUACAUUAUUUUAAUGUAGCGUUGGAAUGCUUCUGGAUUAAUGUGUACGGAUACUGGAAUGCACUGAAUUACAUUCCAGUGCCAUUUUACAUUCUUUACAUACAGUUUACAUAUAUUCCAGUAGCAACCAGUGCUGGAUUGGAAUAGUGUAAACUAGUCAUUGUUAACAGAUUUGUCUGGAAUAAUGUAAACUUACUAUUCUUUUUAAAGAGAAAAAACUUUCACUUAGCCACAAAAAUUGCUGUAUUUAGCCUAGAUCGCUAUUUUCUGUAUUAAUCUCAUGUUGACUUUCGAAUAUUAUUGGGACACGUAUAGAUUUAAUUCGAUUUAACAGCACGCACGAAACUCAUUAUGCACAUGUAUGCAGUUGU
Molecule: messenger RNA, 2079 nt
Organism: Aricia agestis (brown argus)
Lineage: Eukaryota; Metazoa; Arthropoda; Insecta; Lepidoptera; Lycaenidae
Gene: ScsbetaA
Product: succinate--CoA ligase [ADP-forming] subunit beta, mitochondrial
Exons: 11
Coding region: 31-1401 (456 amino acids)
Biological process (GO): tricarboxylic acid cycle; succinyl-CoA metabolic process
Cellular component (GO): succinate-CoA ligase complex; mitochondrion
Molecular function (GO): ATP binding; metal ion binding; succinate-CoA ligase (ADP-forming) activity
Source: RefSeq, a predicted model, not a curated record